AUGGCAAAAACCAUGGUGCAUUGUUUUGUAUGGCUGAUAGUGGCUGCAGCUUUGAUUGUGAGGCCGUCCAAGGCAUUUGACUGCAUUGGUGCCUUGCAAGAGCUGAUUCCAUGCCUAAGUUACUGGCAAGCUGCUGAUCCCGCACCCAGCAUUGAAUGUUGUUCUGGUGCUCAAGAUGUGGCCAAUUCGGCUAAUUUGUCUAAAGACGAUUUGCAAUCCGCCUGCCGAUGCUUGAAAUCUGCUGCGCAAACUUAUCCCAACAUAAAUUAUGACAACGCUAAGCAACUCCCCGCCCUCUGCAACGUCAACCUCAAUGUUACCAUUGAUCCUAACAUUGACUGCACCAAGUACGUUUACUUCUUCCGCCCUUCACUACUAUUUUUUUUUUUCAGGGCUCUGAAUGACAACGGAGAUGGAGAUUAUCAGCGUGCUGCAGUGUCGCCUUAUAGUACAAAUUUUGUUAAUUUGAAUACAUCUCUUGUGUGUUCCAUAAUUUUCAUCGCAAAGAUUAGGCAGCCACUCUGA
Coffea arabica (coffee) is the source of this 525-nucleotide messenger RNA. The record is from RefSeq and is a predicted model, not a curated record. Lineage: Eukaryota; Viridiplantae; Streptophyta; Magnoliopsida; Gentianales; Rubiaceae.